CUUUGAGCACUAGCGCUGUCUUUAGGAUAAGAUGUCAAUGUCAUUUAAAUGUCAUUCAUGAUUGUGAUAAUCAAUUGAUUUUCGUUAUUUUGUGAAUAUUAUAAUAUAAUUAAGGGAUUACUAGUUUCACGGAAGAUAUGUUUUGCAAGUCAUUGUAAAAUAAGUAAAACUCAAGAUGUCUUUAUACGAUGACUUAGAUACGAUAAAAACUCGAACUACAGAAAAAGUAGCGGCAUGGUCAUCUGGUAUCAAAUUGUUGCAAUCACAAUUACAACUGAAAAAAGCUGCUAUAACUCAGCCUAAAAGAGAAGCUUUACGGCGUUCUACUCAAGUUCUUACUCCAGUAAUUGACUUAAAAAGUAAACAAAAGGAUGAAGAUGAGUCCAAUUCAAAUAAUUCACAUAUGCAACCAAAGAACUACACACCUUUAAAUGUCACUGAUUUUGAUUGGAAUGUUGCAAAUGAGUAUGAUCCCAUGUGGCCAAAUGAUUAUGAAAAAGUGGCAAAGGAGAUACAAAAUAAAAGAUUACAACUUGAUGGGGGUGACAGAAUUGACAGAGCAGAUAGAAAGCGUAAAUCAAGAUUUGGUGAUGAUGAAGAAACCAUUCCGGAAAAGACACUAAUUCCUAUGCAACCAGAAGAAGAGGAGGCUGUGGAGAUAUGUAAGAGGGCAGCAGGUGCAGCAAUAGCCCCCCCACCAUCACUAACUGUUGAGACUGCAGCCCCAUCACCACCUUCUCCCUCCACACCCAUUGCCGCUCCUACAGGUGGCUUCUCUAUUGGUGGCUAUGGGGCCAGCUCAGUUGCUGCCAAAAUAAUGGCCAAAUAUGGGUUUAAGGAGGGUCAAGGUUUAGGGAAGAAGGAACAGGGUAUGUCUGUAGCUUUGCAAGUUGAGAAGACAUCAAAAAGAGGUGGUCGUAUCAUCCAUGAGAAAGAUGGAAGUACUAUGCCUCCCCCUGGCUUUACUAUGCCUCCACCCCCAGGACCAGAUUCACCCAAUGCUUCAUCGAAUUCACCUCAAAUGUUACUAAAAUCAGAGCCAUCAAUUACCGAGAUAAUGAAGUCACCAAGUAAAGUGGUGCUAUUACGAAAUAUGGUUGGACCUGGUGAUGUAGACGAAGAGCUCGAACCUGAAGUAAAAGAUGAAUGCAAUACAAAAUAUGGUGAUGUCAUAAAAGUUGUGAUUUUCGAAAUGCCCAACGCGCCUAAUGAUGAGGCAGUAAGAAUAUUCGUUGAAUUUAAAAGAAUCGAGAGUGCUAUAAAAGCUGUAGUAGACCUAAAUGGAAGAUUCUUUGGCGGAAGACAAGUCAAAGCGGGAUUCUAUGACAUGGAAAAGUUUAAUGUUUUACUACUUACAGAGUAACUAAGAUGAUAUAAUUGAAAUAAAUUAUAAAAUAAUUUUAGUCUUUAAUUUAAA
Messenger RNA from Papilio polytes (common Mormon), 1417 nucleotides. It is a transcript of the gene Spf45, whose product is annotated as splicing factor 45. Gene Ontology annotation, molecular function: RNA binding. Bases 176 to 1363 code for a protein of 395 amino acids. Gene Ontology annotation, cellular component: precatalytic spliceosome. Gene Ontology annotation, biological process: alternative mRNA splicing, via spliceosome; mRNA cis splicing, via spliceosome. The transcript has 8 exons. NCBI's taxonomy places the organism in Eukaryota, Metazoa, Arthropoda, Insecta, Lepidoptera, Papilionidae. The record is from RefSeq and is a predicted model, not a curated record.